Messenger RNA from Entrophospora sp. SA101, 5997 nucleotides. The record is from the annotation of a GenBank genome assembly. Lineage: Eukaryota; Fungi; Glomeromycota; Glomeromycetes; Entrophosporales; Entrophosporaceae.
AUGAAUCAAAGCCCAACGAUUUAUGUGCUUAUUAAAAGAACAGAUGAAGUUGAUUGGGCAACCCCUCUCAAGAAAUAUAUUCAAACUACCUAUCAAGAAGAUCCUGAAAAAUAUGCCGAUGAAGCUAAUGCUAUUCAUCGUUUAAGACAAGAUAUGAGAGGUGCGGGCAAAGAUGUAACUGGUAGAGAUUUAUUGUAUCGGUAUUACGGCCAAUUGGAAUUGCUUGAUUUGAGAUUUCCUAUUGAUGAAAAUCACAUUAAAAUUCCUUUUACAUGGUAUGACGCCUUUACACACAAAGCAACUUCUCAACAUUCACUUGCAUAUGAGAAAGCUUGUACCAUUUUUAACAUUGCAGCCAAUCUAUCUGCUAUAGCUGCUUCUGAAAAUUGGUCAGAACAAGAAGGGUUUAAACGAUCUUAUAAUUUUUUUCAAGCAUCAGCAGGAAUGUUCACCUAUAUUAAUGAUAAUUUCUUGCAUGCUCCUUCAACUGAUUUAAAUCGUGACACUGUUAAACUAUUAUCACAAUUAAUGUUAUCACAGGCUCAAGAAUGUAUGUUUGAACAAAGUUUAUGUUCAAAGAAAAAACCAACUUUAAUUGCCAAGUUAGCUGCUCAACUUGGAUGGUCUUAUGGUAAUAUUGUUGAAAAUAUGGCUGACCUUAUUUCAAAAAGCACAUUUGAUAAAAGCUGGUCAACUGUUUGUCAGAUUAAACACAAAUAUUAUUCAUCAAUUGCACAAUAUCAAAAGGCAUUGGCUUGUGAAGCAGAAAAUAAAUAUGGUGAAUGUGUUGGUCGUUUGAAUAUUGCAGAAAAUUUUGCAAAGGAUGCAAACAAACUUGGCAAUAAUUUUGUUUCAUCUUUUUCUCCAACAAACACACCUACACUACCCCCUGAAGCUGCAACUUCUUUACAAGAUCUAACAAAAUCCAAUCUUGCUCUUGUUACAGAAAAAAAAAUUUCAGCAACUCGUGAUAAUGAUUUAGUUUAUCAUGAAGUUGUACCACAAGAAAGUAUUAUUUCUCCAAUUGAAAAGGUGAAUGCUGCAAAAACCAUUUUAAUUUCGGAUCUUUAUGGUCCAAAUGAGAUCCAAAAGGUCAUUGGUCCAGAUAUAUUUCAACGGCUUAUUCCAUUAUCAGUCCAUGAAUCCGCAUCUUUGUAUUCUGAAGAGCAAUCAAAAAUGAUACGUGGUGAAACUGAAAGAUGUGAUCUGGCAGAUAGUGAAUUAGAUACUGCAUUGGAAUAUAUGAAACUGCCUGGUAUUUUGGCUAAGUUCAAAGAAACUAAUGACACCUCUAAAUCAAUAAAUGAAUUAGCAACACCUACUCCUGAAGUUAGACAAUUGGCUAAUACAAUCCAAGAAGAAGAGCAACAAAAGGGUUCAUUAAAUGAGCUAAUUAUAACAUUAAAUGGAUUGAAAACCCGAUCUAAAGAAUUGUUGAAUGAUAUUAAUGCUCUUUUGGAAAAUGAAAAAAAAGAAUAUGAAUCUCUGAAGUCCAAAUAUCAUAAUUCUUGGACACAACCAACUUCGUCAUCUCUUAACAGUGUUUUUCAUCAAGAUUUAUCAAAUCAUUGUGACACACUUGAAAAAGCUACAAAUUCUGAUAGACACUUGACUCAAUUAUAUGAUCAUAUAAAAAAUGAUAUAAAAAUUUUGAGCAAUGGAGAAAAUGGUGAAGAACUAGAAAAAUUAUUUGCGGAAACAAUUGCAUCUAUUGUUGGUAGCAAUAAUAUUGCAAAAAUGAGUGAAGAAUCAAAAACAGGCUCUGAAAAUCCAAAUUUUGAAGAACAAGUUUCUAAUAAAGCACAAAAAAUUGAAGAAUAUUUAAAUAAUCUUCAAAAGAUCAAAAAAGAAAGAAUGGAAACCUUAAAAGAUUUAAAGGAAAAGAUACACCAAGAUGAUAUAUCACACAUUCUUAUUCUUAACAAGAAGAAUCAAAACAUCGAACCACAACUUUUUGCCACUGAGCUUGAAAAGUUUUCACCUUAUAAAAAUCGUAUCACUGCCAGUAUUCAUCAUCAACAAGCAUUAUUACAAGAGUUAACCUUACAUUAUAAAAGUUUAAUGCAAGGUAAUGAAGCAAAAACUUUACAAGGACAAUGGGAUCGCAUUGAGCAUCAAAGAAAAACUAUUUCUGAAAAAUUAAGAAAAUCCAAAGAUAAUUAUUUUGAAGUCAAAGAAGGACUUAGAAAAGGAAUUCAAUUUUAUGUUGAUUUGUUAGAUUUAAUCAAUACUUUACACAAAAGUGCACAACAAUUUUCUGAUUCUCGUCAAAAGGAGCGUAAUGAUCUAAUUCAAUCUAUUCACAAACAGGAUCAACAAAGAUUAAAAGAACAAUUAGAAAUAUUGAGUAAUGCUACAAAUAGUUCAAAAGUUGGUUCAUAUGAUUCUUUGGAACAAAGAUUGGUUGAAGAAACUAGUAAAAUGUCUCUCAAUACAACUAAUGUGCUAAAGGACAAUAUUUACAAUAGUCCACCACCAUUAUUACAGCAGCAACAGCAACAGCAAAAUAGUGGUUAUGGAUUACACCAAUCCAUUCCACAACAAAUAAGUACACAAUUUCAAUAUCAACAACCACCUCAAAAAACCUUUUCAAGGCCUACAAGUUUGUAUGGUUCUACUUCUCAGCCAUUACAACAAACACCACAACAGCAACCAUCACAAAAAACCUUUUCAAGACCUACAAGUUUGUAUGGUUCUACUUCUCAACCAUUGCAAACACCACAACAACAAACUCAAUCACAACAAUUAUCACAAGUGCCUCAACUACAACAGGCUCCACAAGUGCCUCAACUACCAAUAUAUGCUCCAUUAAAUUAUGGCCUUAAUCAAUCUCAAUCACCUCAAAAACCACAACUUCAACAACAGCAAUUACAACAACUACAUUUACAGCAGCAGCAGCAGCAACAAUUGCAACAGCAGCAGCAGCAGCUACAACAACAGCAAUUAAAACAACAACAGCUACAACAGCAGCAGCUACAACAACAACAAUUACAACAGCAACAAUUGCAACUACAACAAUUACAACAGCAACAGCUGCAACAACAAAAAUUACAACAGUUGCAACAAAUCACAAAACAAGCUAAUAUAAUAAGUUUGCCACACUAUCCUACACCAUCUGUUAUACUUCCUCAACAACAUCAAACAAAUAUUUUGCAACCUCAAGGAUUUAAUCAACCUUUGCAAAACUCAAAUAUACAACAGCAGCAACAAAAUUAUUAUCAAACUACAUCUAUUCCAUCUCCACAAGUUCAUCAUAUGAAAUAUUCAUUUUCAAACAUCAAUCAGAUAUCUUUUAUUGAAAGCGAUGAUGAUACAUUCGGACACGCUUAUAUGAGUUGUGAAGAAAAAUAUUUGUUACGACAAUCGGAUUACAGAACUCCUCAGACUGGAUCAACAAAUGUAAUAGGAACUGGUAUUUAUCCUCAACAAUAUUUAACCUCAACUUAUCCAAAUAAUGCAUCAUAUUUACAAGCUAGUAACAGUAAUAUGAAUCCUAUGAUGUCAAUUACAGGAACUAGAUCUGUUUAUCCAGUACCUGUUGCAUCUCUAGCAUCAAUAACAGGAAAUGGUAUGCCUGCUGCAAAACGUGUUGCACUUGCUCCUACAACAACAACACAACCUAUUCAAAACAUCUAUCCUAAUUUAGCUCAAAAUCAACUCCAAUUAGCUCAAAAUCAACUUUAUGGUAGUAGUGGUAAUAGUACUUUCUCUAAUCAAUUGAUAAAUACUGUAAGAACCGCAAACACUGUACCAACUCAAACCUACUUAGGCACAGAUGGCUCAAGUAUUGAUGCUCAAUCAUUUGAAAAUCAAAUGGAUUGGUUAGAAUUAACUAACGAUGAAGAUAUUGUUUAUGAUGAUUUUAGUUACAAUACUGAGUUUUCAAAUACUCCUAGCACUAGUAAUAUAGAAGGAAAUAUAUCGGAUUGGACUCAUGGCUCUUUAUUACAAAAAAAUAUUAACUAUUCAAAUCAAAAUCUUUCUUCAAAAUCUUCAUGUCCACUAAUUAGUCCAAAUAGUCACCAAAAAAAUAAUUCACAACAACAAGAAUCACAGCAACAGCAACAAAAGCAACAAAAUGACAAAGAUCAAUCACCACUACAAUCACAACAAGAUCAACAAAAAUUAGAUCAAGAUCAAGAAUUGGUUUCACAACCAGUUCAAUCUACAUUACAAUCACAUUGCACAAAAUUUAUCUCCAAAAAAUAUUCAAAAUUUGAUGACGAUGAUAACAACAAUAAUAAUGGUUCUUCUGUAAGUUCAAAUUUUCAAAAUAAUUCUUAUGAUAAUUCUGUUUUUCUUGCCAAUACAAAAUUUAAUCAUUCUUUAAAUGACAUUAAACAACAGCAACAGCAACAUAAUGACAAUUCAAAUCAACAAUCUGCUACAAUUGUACCAACCAAUUUAUUGAAUAUAUCAAAUGCACCACCACCAAAACUUCAUUUACCAACUAAUCAAGGAAUAGCUGGUAGAAGAAACCGUCAGGUUAACAAACAAUCUGAAAAAAAUCCUUCUGUUGCUAAUAAUAUAUCACCAAUACCUUCAGUCUCAUCACAAUUUCCUAAUCAACCAUCUUCAAUGCCAACUACAAACCCUAUUACCACUAAUACCAUUAAACCACCCAGAUUAGUUUAUGCACCAAAAACACGUAGAGUGGAUAGUUAUGGUGGUUUAGAUUUAACAGUUUUUGAAAGGUUGCCAUUGCCUUUAAUUGUACCAAUAAUUCAAGAUUUAGGCGCUGUUGAUAUUCAUGCUCUUACAAUGUCAUUAAAAUCAGGAAUGAAAUUGGAAGUUACAAAUGCACUUAACACAUUAACAAUAAUUUCAAGUUAUAAAAAUGCAUUGUUAGAUUUGAAUAGAUGUGAUGAACUGGUUGAUGUAUUGAUUGAUAUAAUAAUGGAAUAUUUGGAUUGUGUAUCAAUCAAUUAUUAUUGUUAUUCUAAUGAAUCUAAAGGGGAAAAUUCAUUACCAAAUAAUAAAUUUUUGACAUAUUUAGAGUUAUUUCAACAAUCAAAAAGAGAAUGUGAAGAGUUUUCAGAUGUUGAACUUGAACAAUUUUCUAUUUCAGAAGGAUGGUUACAAUUACAUGAACAGUGUUGGUGUGCAUUGAAUAUAAUUAGGAACUUUUCUUUUAUACAUGAGAAUCAUAAAUAUUUAGCACAUCAUCCAAGAAUUUUAGGAACAUUUAUGGAAAUUUUAUAUCUUGGAUCAAUUGAUAAUUAUGAUUGUAAAUUCAAAUUUUUUGUAAUGAUUCUAAAUAAAUCUUCAAGAACAGAUUUACAUAAUAAAAAAAGAUAUGCAAGGAAAAAAGCUUAUGAUAUAUUAGAAUAUCGUAAAAUUGUUUUAAUAAUUUUAUCAAAUAUUGCAGGAUAUGUCUCAAUGCCUUCAAUACUAGCAGCAAGAGAUCUUCUAUUGAUAAUUUCUGAUUUUCUAAAUAAUUCAGAUGAUUAUUAUGCACAGAUAGCAUUAGAAGUUUUAUCCAAGUUGACAGUCUCAUAUGAAAAUAGACAGAAAGUUAGUGAAUGUGAUGAGGAUACAUUGAAAUCAAUUUUUGAAAAGCUUGUAAGGUUAUUACCAAAAGUAGAAAGUGAUAUUUAUAGUAGAUAUAAUUAUAAUGGCAAUAUUAUAACGCAUACAUCAUCAUUUCAAGAAUUACCAUUCUUAGCUACCUUAAUAAUGUCAUUUUUUAAUUUUGCAAGUUUGAAUAAUGAAACAAUGAAAAAAAGGAUUAUAGCCACAUCAGGGUUUAUAAAUCGAAUGCUUAAAAUGACAUUGAUAUUGGCAAGCAUUAGAAAUAUUAGAACAGGUGCUAAUGAAGAAGAUUGUGUUAUGUUGGCUAGAAGAUCAAUGGAAAUGCUCAAAGUAUUGGCUAAAGGAAAUAAAGAAAGUUUUCUUUUAUAUAAUGAACAGUUAUUAAAUGCUUUAUUAAUUCCAUAUAUUGAUCCUGUUGUAGUAAAAGAUUUAGAAACCAUUGUUAUUUAUCCAGUUGAUAUAUAA